Melitaea cinxia (Glanville fritillary) is the source of this 3058-nucleotide messenger RNA. Its product is annotated as cilia- and flagella-associated protein 58-like. Gene Ontology annotation, cellular component: cytoskeleton. The record is from RefSeq and is a predicted model, not a curated record. The transcript is spliced from 19 exons. NCBI's taxonomy places the organism in Eukaryota, Metazoa, Arthropoda, Insecta, Lepidoptera, Nymphalidae. Bases 1 to 2568 code for a protein of 855 amino acids.
AUGGAUGUACAAGAUGAUGAUGAAGAGUUCGGAGCGGCCAUCACCAUCGGCUCAGAAACAACAGAAGCUGAAAAAGAGUUUGUAAAAAUUCUGGAACAAUUACGAGAAUCCGAAGGUCUAAAGCUUUAUUCUGACGUAUACACCAAGCUCUAUGACUCAUACUAUAAGUUGAAGGAAGAAAAUGUUACUCAUCAAGAGAAAAUUACUUCUCUUAAGAACAAGGUGAGUCGAUAUGACGCAACGAUCACGGAGUAUUUAGCAGAAAUCGCCGAAUCUUCAAAAACCAUUGACAGGUUAAGGGGAGAAAUAGAUGAUGCCCGUGCACUCGCCGAUGCGAUGCAUGCAAGGGAACUGGCUAGUGUUGAAAGUCUGGAGACCAUGAAGAAAACCGUUACCAGACUGGAGAAGGAACUGGAUGCUAGGAAACGAGCUGGUGAUGAUGAUGCUGGUGCUACAUCAGCUGUUAAAGAGAAAGAGAAAUUCGAAAAAGAAAAGGCGCGGCUUCAGGGUGAGUUGGAUGGUGUGAAACAAAGGCUUACUAACGCGCUCAGUUAUAUUGAUGAGCUGGAGCAGAAGAACACUAACGCGGACGAGACUAUCGCUAAAUUGGAAGAACAAUUGGAAGAAGCUGACAACAACGCAGUACGACAGAAUCGCCUGGUCGAGCAUUUGAAAGGAGAAAGCAACACGUUGAAAACUGAAGUGGAGAACCGAGGAAAUACUAUCGCAAAUCUAAAUGACAAACUAACAAAAGCAGAGAAGACAUUAGAACGUCGUGAUCGUCAACUUCGUGACAUGGGGAGCAAGCUGGAGACAGCACAGCAGGAAAAAGAAGCUGCUGUGACAAGAGCGACUCAACUCAGAGAACAACUAGACUCGACUAAUGCCGAAUUUGAUAAGACUAAGCUAACUCUCACUAACACUACAAAAGAGUUAAAGAAUAUGAUAGAUGAUGGAAAUAGAUUACGCAACGAAGUUUCAAAAUUGUCCAAACAAGCGAUGCAGCAGAUGAAGAAGUAUCAACUGUUGGAGCAAGCGAAGGCUGGCGUUGAAAGUGAUAGAGAAAAUCUUCGGCAACAAGUGAGCGUCAUGGAACGCGAGAUAAUGUUGGGUAAGAAGCAGGCGGAAGCUGAUCGUCGUGAAGUGGAGAACCUCAACCGGGAGAAGGACAUCCUUAAUAAGAACAUGCAGAAAAUACAAAAUGAAGCACUGGAGAAUCUUCAAAUUAUCAACCGUCAAGAACAGAGACGUAAGCAGUUAGAGCAUGAGCUGGACACUAGCGCGGCGCAGAUAAACAAACAGCGUUUGAUAAUACGACAGCUGGAGAAGGAUAAAGACAGAAUGCUUGAAGAAACCAUAGCACUGAAUGAGAAAAUAGACGAAAUCUCAGAGGAGGUUCGUCUCCGAACUGCAGACAUACUUGAUCUCAAGAAGGCUCUACGCGAAGAAUCCCUAAAGGGCCGAAAGCUAUCAGUUGCGUUGGACGCUACACGAGCUGAGAGGAACAUGCUUCAUAAAAACUACACGGAGGCUCUUGAUGAGAUACAGGAUCUAAAGCAAAAGCUUAAGAUGCUAGCGUAUCAAAUCGAGCAGCUUAAAGAAGACAUUAGUGGAAAAGAGAGCGGGUUGAAGUCGUGCGAGGGAACCCUCGUGAAAUGUAACAAGAAGAACGAACAACUUCGCACAGAAGUUCAAGCUGGACUGACAAAGCUGUCUGAAGCGAAGGCAGAUAUCACAGCACUGAGACAGGAAGAGGCGAGACUUAAUAGGAUUAUUCAGGAGGGUGACGCAGCUAGAGCUAAGCUGACAAAAGAACUGGAAGGACUGAUAAAUGAGAGGGAUGUGGUUGGAGCGCAGCUGGUGCGACGUAACGAUGAAAUAUCUUUACUUUAUGAGAAAAUACGCAUCUUGGAAGUAACGCUACACAGAGGUGAACGUCAAUAUGAGCAAAGAGUUGAGGAUAUACGUCUACUGAGGAUAGAAAUUAUUCGUCUGCGAAAGGAGAAGAACUUACUGUCAAAAGGCAUAGAAAAUAUGACGGAUUUAAGAUUAGAGGUAUUCAAUCUGGAGAGGGAACUGGGGCGCGAGCGACUACGUGUGCGCGCGCUGGAGGAAGCGCUCGAGACCCCGCUCAACGUGCACCGCUGGAGGAAACUCCAGGGCACGGACCCCGAGAGCGUUCAUCUAACGCAGAAACUACGACUUACGCAGAAGAAAGUCCUGGCGCAAAGCGAAAUGCUAGUUCUAAAAGAUCGUGAGCUGAAAGAGACGAAGAAUUUGUACUCUGCUGUCAAAGACAUGCUUGCUUUACAACCCAGUCCUGAGAUACAGCAAACAUUGAACAGGACACAGCGUGCGCUUGCGCAGAGGACAACAAAGAUGAAGUGUCUUAUUGCCGAACUGAGCAUGCGUGAACGUCAAGUGACCGACUUACGCCUCGAACUCGAGCGGGUAAAUGGCGAACUGCACUCUUCUAAACAAAAGUAUUUUGAAAUAAAACGAGCCCUAGACGCCGACGAAGCAAGGCGACUUCGUGUUCCAACACCAGCAUCGCCGGAACAAAAAUAAUUAUUUUACAUAAAAUGGGAGUUUUAGUCUUUGGUAAAGAAGUGUCAAGUUUUUUGCGGGCUUUUUAAAACUUAUUACUACAUUACAUUCAAAGUUAUGUGCUCUUUCGGCACCAUAGAAAGUCAUUAGCCAAAAAUAAAAAGAGAUUCUUAUAUCUGAGAUGGAAAUAUAAAUUUAUAGAAUAGAUUUUUCUAAUGACAUUUAUGUAAUGUUUAAUAAAAUUUUGCUUUCUUUAUAUUCUUACAAAAUGACUGAAUAUUUUUAUAUUUUUAAGGCCGGGAUCUUGUUAGAAUAAAAAAUGUGCAAUAAACAAAGGUAAACUGCCAAAUCAUGAUAAAAUUUUACUAAUAUAUACGUCAAUAUGGGCUCAAUUUUAACUUGAAUUACUAGGAGAAAUCAUGUUUUUUACACUUUAUACGAAUUAUAGUUAUACACUGUUACUAUUAAUUAGGUUGUAAUAAAUAAAACACCAGAGUCAUUAAUCCGAAAA